UACCUGUUUCUAAAGUUUGUUUCAAUCUGGAGCAUUGGAUGGUGCCAGGAUACUUUUUUUCCUAAUGAAACCUCAUUAAUAGAUUCCAUGGUAGCAGACCUGAUGAAAUGCAAAAACAUACCAGGAUUGGGAAUAUCGAUGGUACGUGGUAGUAAAACUUAUACCAAGGGGUACGGUAAGGCCCGACUGGACCCGAGUGUCAGUUUUACGGACACAACGCCUAUAUAUGUCGUCUCCCUUGGAAAAGCCUUCACAGCGGCGUUAUUAGGAGUACUGAUCACUGAGGCACGGGAAUCCCAGAGUCAGUCUGUUGGGCGAGACUGGAAUACAAAACUGUCUGCUGUAUUCAAAGAGGACUUCAAACUGCCGGAUAAAUUUCUUCAGUCCGAAUUGACAAUCAAGGACCUACUGAGUCAACGCACGGGGUUUAGUCCUGCGGAUGUAUACACGGGGGUACCGAAAAUAGGCCGGGGUGAAUUUGUAAAGAGAUUAAAGUAUUUACCAAAGAGCGCUUCUUUUCGGGAUACAUGGAUCUUCAAUGACCUUCUGUACGCGAUAGCUGGUCACGUGGCGGAAGUGUGGACUGGCAGAGAAUAUGAAAAACUAGUUGACGAGAAACUUCUGCGGGCUCUUGGAAUGUCUCAGGCUGUUUGUGGGACCAAUAUUUAUCCAAACAGUUCUCAAUCGGAGUACGCACUCCCAUAUCAUUCCGCCGGGGAAGGAGUGCGACCAGGAAAUCAAGAUAUAUACCAAAUAGGAGAUGUUGGACCGGCCGGAUGUAUCUCUGCGUCACCUUUAGAUUUAGCGAAGUGGAUUCGAUUCAUGGCUUCUGGAGGCAAAACAGUGGAAGGACAUCAAUUAAUUCAUCCAGAUGUUUUCAAGGAAAUCAUUGAACCACAAAUGUUAUUGGAUGCUUCAUCCAGAAGUCGAUUCCGUCUUGACGAGGAUUUCCCUGUUCAGGCCUCCGGGACCUGGUACGGUUACGGGUGGUAUGGCGGGUCAUAUAGAGGGUUUAAAAAGCUGCUUCAUCCAGGAACCUGGUACGGCUAUUCCGCUGUAGCUGGAUUCUUCCCUGAUCAGAAUGCUGGAUUUGUCAUAUCUGUAAAUGGGCCCUGGUACAUGGAUUAUACACACUCUCUCGCACCGUUAACGUAUGUACUCUCAGACAUUCUUCUGGGUGAAAAACCGUGGCUAGACAACACCACCAUGUGCAGUUUCCCCUCUCCAUGGAAAUCCACAGGAACAUCUGCUACAAACAACAACACAGUGUCCACCCAGGCAAGCCGUUUGGACAUGAGUCAGUUUACUGGUGACUACGGUCAUCGAAUCUUUGGAACUUUGAAAAUCCGAGAGAUAGAAUCUCAAAAACUGUCCUUCAAAAUGAAUACUGCUGGGAUUGGUAAUCUCACACUUUUGUCUGAUGACGUAGCAAAAUUCCGAAUGACGUUCAACGAGCUGUUGAAUGACGUGGCAGAGAGCACGUGCAGUCUGCAGUUCUACACUAAAUCAGAGGGAAAGUAUCAGAAGGUCACGAUCACCUGCUUUUAUUCAACUUUCGAAUACCAAAGAGGAGUUAAUUUUCUGAACCCCGAGCCCGACACUAAUGCAACAGCAAAGCUUAUUCAAACCUGGCCCCAUCUUCUCCUUUGUUUUAUAUACGUUUUAUAUAUUCAGUGA
Molecule: messenger RNA, 1677 nt
Organism: Saccostrea cuccullata (small rock oyster)
Lineage: Eukaryota; Metazoa; Mollusca; Bivalvia; Ostreida; Ostreidae
Exons: 6
Coding region: 88-1677 (529 amino acids)
Source: RefSeq, a predicted model, not a curated record